Molecule: messenger RNA, 1278 nt
Organism: Mycena indigotica
Lineage: Eukaryota; Fungi; Basidiomycota; Agaricomycetes; Agaricales; Mycenaceae
Exons: 16
Coding region: 1-1278 (425 amino acids)
Source: RefSeq, a predicted model, not a curated record
AUGUGCGCCAUUUUACUCGCCGACGGCCUACUCCUGAAGAUGGCUUACCGCAAAGGACAAGAGUCGCGGGAUCAGAGGGAAAACGUGUCAAGGGUUACAGGCAGAGAGAGCGGCUUUACUUGUCAACUACAACAGCGCCGUCUUCUUUAUUCCCUCUGCUCUUGCCUCUCCAACGAAUCACGGAGGAUGCUGCAAACGACUUCUCCUCUCCUCUCCGACCCCAAUCCCAUGCUGGUCUUCGAAUGCAGCAUUCUACUUGUGCGCGUGAGCGAGCGAAGCUCUCGCUUCAUCUUCUCCCCAUCUUCCUCACAUCUUCGUCAAGCUCCAGGUCGACGACUACCUAGCCGUGCCCCACAUCUCCCCUUCAACCGCAGCCUAACUAACGUGUCAAUUUCUGCCUCCGGCUCUCUCCCUCUCCCUCGCCCCCCGUCCUUGUUGGCAACCCACAUCCCUCCCUUUUCCUUUCCCGUCACCUUUUGUCUGGCUUACAUUUCGGGAGAAAUCGGCCAGACGAGCGCGACUUGUAUCGCUCUACCCAGAACCUCGCUCCGCUUCCUUCUUUCGGGCUGGGCUAUUGGGGCAUUGGGCGGGAAGCCCGUCGUUGUCGAUGGGCACAUUGGAGAGGCGGGGGCGGAAACGCAUGUUUCGGUCGUCAACUUCCGUCGCAGAAAUCUUCAGCCUGAGAGCAUGGAUCCCCUUGAGACGCGCACACGAUCUUCGCGCGCCAGACUAGAAGCUUGGAAGUUGGGAGAGUGUGUGCUGUCCUGGACGAGCUACGGAUGGAGCCUGACGCCCUCUGCGUCUCAACAGCAACAUACAACACCUCCCUAUCAUAAUCCAUGGCCCCGCCCCGCCACGCUCGGUAUCUUGCUGACACGUUCGACGGUAGUCGCUCCCGAUACACCUACAGCAGCGACAUAUUCUGAACUCGACUUCAAGUUCCACUCGUCAAGAAACACCUCCAUGCAAUUCACCGCCCUCUUCGCCUGCGCCGCCGGCAGCGCCAACGCGACCAACCUGAAAUGGCAUGCCGGCGCGGGCUGCACCGGCGCCGUCAUCGCCACACAACCCGCGGCCAAAGCGGGCCAGUGCGUGCUCCUCGCUAAGGGCCGCACCGCGCGGAGCAUCUCCUUCAACGGCGCAAAGGGGAUCGACUUCUUCGAGUCGGGCGGAAAGCACGACAACUGCGCGAACGGCGCGCAGGCGAGCAGCAAGAAGAACUCGGGCUGCGUGACCGCACCGGCUGGAUUCAACUGGGCGAGCGUGCGCCUCCGGUAG